This is a messenger RNA of Tachysurus vachellii, 3035 nucleotides long. RefSeq names its product X-linked Kx blood group (McLeod syndrome) (gene xk). Gene Ontology annotation, cellular component: membrane. The transcript is spliced from 3 exons. Bases 87 to 1409 code for a protein of 440 amino acids. The record is from RefSeq and is a predicted model, not a curated record. Lineage: Eukaryota; Metazoa; Chordata; Actinopteri; Siluriformes; Bagridae.
GUAUGUGAGUGUGUGUCUGGUGUAUACAUGUGUGAGAGCGGCAGCGCACAGAAGCGGAUCAGGAUGGCGGAGUGAGGGGUGAGAGAAUGAGACUGCCCAGCUCCGUCCUGGUGUCGGUCUCUCUGUUUACGGCCGAAACCACGGCAGCAUUGUACCUGAGCACCACGUACCGCUCGGCCGGAGAUCAAAUCUGGCAAGGCUUCACUCUGCUCUUCACGCUGGUUCCGUGCGUGUUGGUGCAGCUCACCCUUAUCUUCAUCCACCGAGACCUGAGUAGAGACAGGCCGCUCAUCCUUCUGCUGCACCUUCUGCAGCUUGGACCUGUUAUCAGGUGUUUGGAUGCCUUUUGUAUCUAUGGAAGCUCGGGGAAGGUGGAGGAACCGUAUGUCACCAUUACUAGGAAGAAACAAAUGCCUCGAUGUGGCCAGGCAGAGGAGGUGGAACAUGAACUCGGGCAGGCAGAGGGCAAGUUGGUGGCUCAUCGAGCGGCCUUCGCUCGAACCUCCGUCAUUCAGGCUUUCUUGGGCUCUGCCCCUCAGCUCACACUGCAGCUCUAUAUCUGUGUGCUGCAGAAGGAUGUUUCCAUUGGGAGAGGCACCCUGAUGGUCAUCUCUCUGCUCUCCAUUGUGUACGGUGCACUGCGCUGCAACAUCUUAGCCAUCAAGAUCCGUUACGAUGACUAUGCGGUGUCAGUGCAUCCCAUGGCGUAUGUGUGCGUGUUGCUGUGGCGUAGCUUUGAGAUUGCGACACGCGUUGCUGUGCUUGUGCUUUUUGGCUCCGUGCUGAAGGCCUGGCUGCUGCCUGUAGUCAUGCUCAGCUUCUUCGCCUUCUUCCUCCAGCCUUGGGCAUCAUUCUGGCGCAGUGGCUCACCCUUUCCCGAGAGCAUUGAGAAGACGCUGACACGCGUGGGUACGGCCACUGCGCUCGCCAUGCUCACUUUUCUGUAUGCAGGGAUCAACGUUUUCUGCUGGUCGGCCGUGCAGCUCAAGCUCGACGACCCUGACCUGAUCGACAAAAAUUACGGCUGGAGGCGAGCAACUGCUUACUAUUCUAUACGGUUCGUUGAGAACAUAGCGCUCACAUCACUCUGGUUCUCCAACCGCACUGAAAUUUAUCGACAAGUAGAUGCACCAGUGCUUGAGCUGCUUCUAUUUCUUAGCUAUGCCUUUGCUGUCUUCUUCAUGCUCCUCUUCUACCAGUGCUGCCACCCCUGCAGGCACCUGUUCUCCUCCAGCCCGGUGCAGGGACUGUGGAAAUGCUGUGGCUCACCACAGGUGCCGGCUGUGUCGUGUUCGCGGCCCGCAUGCACUCAGGGAAAAGUGUCAUUAGAAAGCCCUGAUCAAGCCAAAGACGUGGAACAUGAACCAAUUUCCAGCACCAACGGAGAGAUUAGCCAGUGUCUGUGCUGAGUCCCUGGUGAAGUAAAGAGCCACAGUACAGAUGGAGAAAUGGAGUAGGUGGCAAUUCACACGGACGCUCUUAGUGAGCAAACACUUUAGCUGAGAAUGAAUUAUUUUAAGGCUUUAAUAUAUGAAGCUGAAUUUUCCUGAGCUGAUUUUUUUAAGUGCCCUUUAUGGACCAGAAGCUUAAUUAGUCAAUGACGUUAAUGUAUGUUCGGUGGAUUAUGUAAAAAGUCUUCCUUAGCCUUCCUUAGCUUUCCUUUUCAUUGGAUUUUAAGACAAACCAGUCAGCAUGAUUGUGGCCUGGGUUGUUUAAGCGCGUUUGCUGAAUGCAUGUGCUAUAUAACAACAUGAGAAUGCUGCUUUUGUCAUGUAAGCUGCAGUCUUCUUGUCUUUCAGCUUCUCUCUAUACCUCCCUGAUUUCUAUAAUGAUGUACACGUCUACUGUUUCUUGGAAAAAUUUUUUUUUUUUUUACAUUUAUAAAUCCUGUAAAUACAGUAUAGAAACACUUAUUGUGAAAGUUUCCGUAUCAAUGACACGAAAUCAACGGCUACAUUUUAUUUUUUUCUUUCAUUAUCAACUGACUUGAAUCACAACUGAGAGCAGAUACAAUCUAAACAGUUAUUGGUCUCCUGAUCAGCAGCUUAGACCAUUUAUCCUUCACUUCACCACUUCUGCAUUAUUAAUGCAUCAUCUCAUUGCCACAAGUCUAUAUUGGGAAAUCUUUGCAUCACUUCCAGUGUUUGAACUGCAUCUCACAAAACUUCAGAAUUGCUUUUAUUUAACUGCAUAAUUAAUAUAAUCUAAUAAUUACAAACCUUUUUCAUUUAAGUUUAGUAUAAGCAGUAAAACUUAAUGAAGACAUAAAACAUUUUUGUCAGCUAUAUGUAAUAUAUUUUUCAACCAAUCAUGUAUUCCAUUUUUUUUUCCAGUGCACAUAUACAUGAUUUCCAUAUAUUCUGUUUUUAUUUAACAUUGACCUUUUCUAUUUCUUGGAUUCUGACAUUCAUGUUAAACAUGUAAAUGCUUACAGCAACAUAAGCUCCAAUCAUAUCAGAAAAUCACCAGAAUUGGUGUCUUCGAUUGUUGUAUUUCUCCCUUGUGUUGUGUUUUAUUUAAAAGCUACUUAUUCCAUGCUGAUGUUGAUUGAUCAUGAGCAGCAUCCUUUUACUAGCAUUAACCUCGAACAAUGUUUUACACACUGAUUCAUAAGGAUGUUAAAUGACAUGCUAUGUUUAAAUAACGUAGGUUAUAAUUAAGGUUAGAGUAAGAUUUUUUUAGGAAGUUUUUUUUAAAAGCCCUGCUUGUUGUAUUAAGAAUGAUUUGCUCUGUAAUUUAAAUAUUUAAUUUUUCACACUUAUAUUUUGCACUUAUAUUGAUUCACGCAUUGCUUUCUAAAUGAGACCACGUUUUGCACACUAUACAUUUUUAUCAGAGGAAGAGAAAAGGCUUUGACGAUUGUAUUGAAGUCUUCGGCGCCCUCUGGUGUUUGGGUAAAUGAAAAUAAUCUUGUAGGUUGUCUUCUUAAUGUCUUCUUAAUAGGUGACCGACGAAUGUCUGCUUGUUACAGCUUUCUUCUGUAUGUGGAGUCGGAGAAAAUAAAAAGAAUUAAAAAAAAACGAAAGAUCAUAGAA